Molecule: messenger RNA, 606 nt
Organism: Saccharomyces cerevisiae S288C
Lineage: Eukaryota; Fungi; Ascomycota; Saccharomycetes; Saccharomycetales; Saccharomycetaceae
Gene: DPB3
Product: DNA polymerase epsilon noncatalytic subunit
Exons: 1
Coding region: 1-606 (201 amino acids)
Cellular component (GO): nucleus
Molecular function (GO): protein heterodimerization activity
Source: RefSeq, marked reviewed
AUGUCCAACUUAGUUAAAGAAAAAGCACCUGUCUUUCCUAUAUCUAAAGUAAAGAAGAUUGCCAAAUGCGACCCCGAAUACGUAAUUACAUCUAAUGUAGCUAUAUCAGCGACCGCAUUCGCUGCUGAGUUAUUUGUACAGAAUCUCGUCGAAGAAUCGCUGGUCUUAGCACAACUGAAUUCGAAAGGAAAGACAAGCCUACGAUUAAGCCUAAAUUCUAUAGAAGAAUGUGUCGAAAAAAGAGAUAAUUUCAGGUUUCUAGAGGAUGCCAUUAAACAACUGAAGAAGAAUAGCGCACUCGACAAGAAGAGAGAACUAAACAUGCAACCGGGUCGGAGCGAUCAAGAGGUUGUUAUAGAAGAGCCUGAAUUGCAUGAGGAUGAUGGUGUAGAGGAAGAAGAAGAAGAAGACGAGGUAUCCGAAGAAGAAGAGCCCGUACACAAUGAAGAACUUCUUGAUGAUAGUAAAGAUCAACAAAAUGAUAAAUCCACGCGCAGUGUGGCAAGCUUGCUGUCGAGAUUCCAGUAUAAAUCCGCACUAGACGUAGGAGAACACUCCGACUCUUCUGAUAUCGAAGUUGACCAUACGAAAAGCACCGAUCCUUAG